Molecule: messenger RNA, 12001 nt
Organism: Varroa destructor (honeybee mite)
Lineage: Eukaryota; Metazoa; Arthropoda; Arachnida; Mesostigmata; Varroidae
Product: chromatin remodeling protein domino-like
Biological process (GO): chromatin remodeling
Cellular component (GO): Swr1 complex
Molecular function (GO): ATP binding; ATP hydrolysis activity; histone binding
Source: RefSeq, a predicted model, not a curated record
CGCCAAACAUUUGAAAGCUUGCCGCCAUAAACUCAACAAACAAAAGAACAGAUUUCUUCUAUUUUCUCGAACAUUUUAUGUCAAAUUUCUCACUAGAUGUUCUCUGUUGAGUAACUUGGCUCAACUGUGAAAGAUCCAUUGAAAUACGUCGACGAAUUUCCAACAAAAAAUCACCCAGAAAUGAAGCCAGUGAACAGGCCGCAUCGUCGGAGCGUCCAUCGACAAUGCUAGGUUCGGUGUGGAGUGUAGCUGGGGUGUGACUCGAAAUCCGCGAAAAUCGACGUUCAUUUUGUCGAAAUAUCACCUAACGGCAUACGUGCAAUGAACUAGGCGAACGUGCCCGUCGAACAGGUGGGUAACCCCAAUGAAAACCUGAAUGGGUCGAUCUCAAAAGUGAGCUUUUUCGUUCGCGACCAAUUGCCACCAGUGAUCAACCAAUCAACCCCCCCCCCUACUUGGCGACAGUGUCUGCCUGGCUACCUUUCUGCCAGCAGUCGAGUGUCGUCUAUAUCGUGUGGAGGCCUAGCAAAAAUGGCGGCUUCCUGAGCGACGCUUCGCUCAACCGACGUAAGCCCUUGCAGCGGAGUCGUGUGUUGUUUGUGCCGUCCUUUAUGUAGCUUCUACGCCCAGUGCGUUUAGUUAGUCGUGCUGCGUUCUGUUCAGACUGGUAGAAGCAGUAACGCCGGCAGCCGCAGACAGCGGUACAUUUUAUGCAUUUCGUCCCGACGGUUCGGCGGCGACGGCUGGCUAUAGCGAGCGCCAAUUACUUUCUGUACGUAUGUAGGUAUGAACGUGUCGCGUGCUGCACGUCGCCUAAGAACGUCGUCGAUCAAUAAGGGUCAAGAGGCGCGUGUGUGACCAGGUAGAUUUGUGCUCGAGUGCUACGAUUGUGUUGCUCGUGAUGAAAACCUGGCAAAUUUGGUGGUCUCAACCACGAAGAGCUGCUGGUUGAACGAUUGAUGGGCUGUUCCUGCUGCGGUUGUCGAUCGGCAAAGGGACAGAAGCGAUAUAAAAGGGAGUUUUUUUUCUGGUUGUAGUGCUGCUUACGGCUGCAGCGGCGCCCGUAGUGAUGACGCCAGGCCAGCAACAACUCGACAAGACCGCGAUCUCUAUCAGACUCAAAAUGCUGUGUGCGGCUCGUGAUACACUAAUUGAUGUAAUAGUUACGUUCGGAAAUUGCAAAUUAGAGUAAUAUGAAGCAAAAGAAAUUCUAAGCGCACGGGAAGCAGAAAACUAGCAACCAUUAGAGGGUGUUUUACCGCUCUUAAGUGAUCAUUCCGUCAUCAUCAUUUGUCUAAACCCGCCAUGCGAUACUAUUUAAGGCAGUUUUUCUACUGGAGACAACCAAACGUAACUUAUUCGCCCCGCUUGAAUUUCGACUCUCUUGAUGAAUACUACCGAACAAAAGCAAGAUCUCCGCUGCUGGUGACGGCAGCCACUAAUUUACCUAUGCGAUCGAGCAGCGAGAGAAAAAUUAGGUGGGACCCUCGCUGUCUGGUACCUGUAUUGUGUCAGCAUCUCCCAGCGUCGAAACAGCACAAUAUAUAAAACUAUCCCUUGCCAUGAGCUGCCAUGCGGCGAAGGCACUUGCAGUAAAAACGGCAAGCGACACUCCAGAGGCGGCUGCCACUGUUUCCAGCCAGAACAAUCAAACAGUUCCGCCGGCGAGCGCCGCAGACGAUCACGACGCGCACACCUCCAGUUCUCCUGGUCAGCCCCAAAGCCAGACACAGACCGCGGCGGAGACGGCGGAACGCGAUGUGGCCACGGCCGGGGAUGCGAAGCCGCAUGCCGACGGGGAGAUCGGCGCGACAAUUAAACGUACAAGCGCACAAGUUAUCUCGAAGGACGAACCUCUAGCGGUGAAAAAGCGCCGUGUCAUCGAACUCAAGACAGCCGAGUUGUUAGGCAAUAAAGACAAAUAUUACGAUAAUCUAGGUGAGAUCUACUUUCUGAAGGAUGGCGGCCAACUCAUGGAUCUGCUCGGGUGGCUGCGGAAACCUACGCCGUCGUACCUCGAGUACUUGCGUACGAGGUUACUCGAUCCAGUCGAAGACGAACCCCAGCGAAUACUUAACGUGAAGGCGAGCAGCGACGGUGGUCGGGGGGUUCGAAUCGGCACGCCGGUGGCGACUCCACCAGCGACCCCUAUCCUGACCCUAGGCGGCAGGGCAACGGGUAGGGAGAUCCGAGAUCACCAUCACCAUAAUGCCAGCGCUACCAAUCAUGGACAUAGCGGUAGCAAUGCGUCCGUUCCGAGCGACGGUCGCACCUCGCCGUCGAUCAGCGUCUGUAGCGGGGACGAGCUGGCUGAGCGCGCUAAGCACGAAGCGCACGUGUUACAGCGGGUCGCGGCCUUGCGCAAGGUCGGGCUUUGGGCCCAGCAGAGGCUGCCAAAGGUGCAGGAGCCUCCGCGGGCGAAGGCUCACUGGGACUACCUACUUGAGGAGAUGAAAUGGAUGAGUAACGAUUUCGCUCAGGAACGCAAGCUGAAGAAAGCGAUCGCCCGCAAGUGCGCCCGAAUGUGUCAAAAGUAUCAUCAGGAGAAGGAACUGCGUGCUCAGCGGGCAGAGCGCGACGAGCAGCAGCGUAUUCGCAAGCUCGCCGCAACAAUCGCCAAAGAUGUGAAGACGUUCUGGUCAAACGCGGAGAAGUUGCUCGAGUUCCGUAUCCAUACGAAGGUCGCUGCCAAGCGGAAGGAGGCGCUCGAUCUUCAGCUGAAUCUUUUGGUUGAUCGGACGGAGAAAUUUUCAGAUCAGAUUCGAGACAAGUUGGCCGUCGAUACGCCAUCAGGAACAGCGGCCCCGUCAGUGGCCGACACGAUGUCCGAUGUCCAGGAACGAGACAACGACGACGACUUCGUUGAAGACUCGUCCGAAGAAGAUGAUGAAGAAACAAUUGCCAAGCAGGAGCGACGAGAGAAAGUCGAUCAUAAGCAGGAGCUAAACGAGCUGGAAGGUGAUAACGCGCUGUCAGUUGAGGAGCUAUUAGCGAAAUACUAUUCGCAACAUGAGGAUGCCAGGGAGACGGGAGACCGAAGCGGCACGCCAAGCGACGAAUCAAUGGAUGAGGACGUUGACGACGAUGACAAUGGAGGUGAUGAAGAUGAUGAAGACAAUGAAGAAGACGAUGAUGAUGAUGAGGAAAGUGCUGAGGAAAAUGGAAAGGACGAAGUGAUGGAGGAUGGUGCCAGCCAACGGAUGGAUGCUAGUGAAAAUGCUGAUGCUGAGACGCAAGAUAAGGAUAAGACAAUUAGUAUGUCAUCAGAUGCUACUGAAAUUAAAGAAAAGCCUCAGGUAGUCGAAAGUUGUAAAGAGCACACAGGAGGUACAGAUACCCCAGAAGAGGACGAGGAUAAACUGGGUGGGCUAACUGCCGUAGCGGAAAAGUUUCAGCCGAAAGGACUAGAUCUGGCAACGGCACAAGUAAAAACGCCGGUACCGUUCCUUUUGAAGCAUACACUUCGUGAGUAUCAGCAUGUUGGCCUUGACUGGUUGGUGGCGAUGUGCGAGCAAAGGUUGAACGGAAUCCUGGCCGACGAGAUGGGUCUAGGCAAAACGAUACAGACUAUCUCGCUACUGGCGCAUCUCGCAUGUGAACGCGGCGUAUGGGGGCCACAUCUGGUUGUUGUGCCGACGUCCGUCAUGCUCAACUGGGAGAUGGAGUUCAAAAAGUGGUGUCCAGGUUUUAAGAUCCUCACAUAUUACGGGUCGGUGAAGGAGCGCAAGGCUAAAAGAAUCGGUUGGACAAAAAAGAAUACCUUUCAUGUCUGCAUUACAUCAUAUAAACUGGUCGUUCAAGACCAUGCGGCGUUUCGGCGAAAACCGUGGUAUUACUUGAUUCUCGACGAAGCGCAAAAUAUCAAGAAUUUCAAGAGUCAACGAUGGCAGCUACUGGUCAACUUCCAAGCAGAGCGGCGUCUACUCUUAACGGGCACCCCUCUACAAAAUACCCUGAUGGAACUGUGGUCUCUGAUGCACUUUCUAAUGCCGCACCUGUUCGAAUCUCACAAGGAGUUCCGGGAAUGGUUCGCAAACCCGCUUACCGGCAUGGUGGAAGGCUCGAGCGAGUACAACGAAGCUCUCGUCAAGCGCCUGCACAGGGUGCUCCGACCGUUUCUGUUGCGUCGUCUGAAAAGCGAAGUCGAGCAACAAAUGCCGCAGAAAUACGAGCAUAUCCUAAUGUGCCGAUUGUCAAAGCGGCAGCGAUUCCUCUACGAUGAUUUUAUGUCACAGGGCAAAACCCGUGAGACUUUAGCGUCGGGCAAACUACUAAGUGUGUUAAACGUACUUAUGCAGUUGCGAAAGGUAUGCAAUCACCCUGCUCUCUUUGAGCCGCGACCUGUAUCAUCACCUUUCCGCAUGGAGGGGCUUGUCUAUCGUGUACCUUCACUGCUUCUGCAUAUGGAAAGCCCUUUAAAAACGCUGUUCGCAUCACUAAACUUGCACCUGGCAGAUCUUGAACUCGUGUUGACAGCAUUUGCGGCUCACCGGAUCAAAAAGUUCCAGACUACGCCACAAUACAUCGAAGGCGCCGAAAACCACCCGGCGACACCUCCACGAUGCCCCAGUGGCAAAAUUCGUUUGCACAUCCGAACGACCACAACGCCGGCAACCGCACAGGUCCCUCGGCCACCUGUGCUGGCGCAAGUGGGGACAACAGCUGGACGCGUUGUUAGUGGACAGCUACGUGCAGCUUCGACCUCGCAAACCGGCCGUAUUGUUAUGCUGGGACAACGACCUGAUGCUGCUCAAGGACAGACCACACAUGCGCAGCCAGUCACAUUCCAACUUGUACAAAAAGCCCAAGGAGGUCAAGCGGGCCAGCUGGGAACUCCGCAAUCUCCGAUGACGCUUCACGUCCAACAAACAGGAACCUCCCGUACGGCAACCGGUGCACUUCACCGCAUUGUGCAGACGACUUCCGGCCAACAUAUUCUAUUAACGACAGCACCCCAACCUGCAACAGGCGCAACUACAGCUGGAACAACAGCUGCGGCCGCAAUCCGGCCUGGGGGUUUGGUUCGAAUGCCCGUAGCCGGAGCAGGCCAGGUGCAAACAGCUCAGAACCCGGCUCUUCAGGCCGUACAGUCUCAACGACCUCAAAGUUUGCUAAGUCCGCACAAACCAGUUGUGACAACAGUCGGAAGCUCAGUCGGAGUGAUUCCGCAAACUAUAGCGUCACGACCACCUACGCCGGUAGCAGCUGGUACGCCGCCACGAAGCAUUAUAGCGACGACGAGCCAUGCCCUCGUCGCCGGCCAAAAGACCACAACCGGGGGUCAAAUGGCUCUUACGGGAGCUGCCAGCGCAGCGUCCGCCGUUGCUGCACAACGUAAAGUGGCGGCUGCGGUAGCGUCAUCAGCAGCAGCAGCCGGUGGCGCCGUCGGAGGUUCUGGUGUCGCAACCACUGGUGGAGAGAAAACGCCAUUUUUCAUCGAUAGUCUCGAAAAGAAGCGACGGACUAUCUACCAGGGAAAACUGAAAUUGUUAGGUCGGAUCAAUAACAUGCGAUGUGCUCCGGGUCCCGUGUAUGGCCAAGACCUUAUUGAAGCUGUAUCAGUGACGAACCUGGAGGACAGGGUGCCGCCAACACCGCCCAAACGAGUGGCUCCACUUCAGACUCCGUAUCCCGAGGAGGUUCCUGAACACGCCGUGCGUCGCGCCCCUUAUGGAACUGGUGUAGGUCACCUUUACACUCAGAAUAUCCACUCGCACACAUCGUGGUGGAGUGACACAAACGCUCUCCGAGAGCUGGUGCCUUCGCCCGACCUUCUUUGGGAGCAGUACGAAGCUCAGUGGAAUCAGUUUUUAUGUAUUCACCCGCGAGUUAGUGCACCUCCCAUCGAAAUGCACGCGUCCCAUCCGCCCCCUCAUCUCAUAAACGGCUGGCGUCAAGCCGAGGCUCGAAUGCGUCAAGAACUUCGACCCAAGCUCGAUCUAUUGGCGCGCAUCGGAGCUCGCCAACAGACACAAUUCCCUGACCGCCGUCUGAUUCAGUUCGACUGCGGUAAGCUCCAAACAUUAGACCAGCUGCUUGUGCAGCUGAAGUCGGGUGGACAUCGAGUCCUAAUCUUCACACAGAUGGCCCGUAUGCUUGAUGUACUGGAGGAGUUCCUCACGAUGCAUGGUCACACGUAUCUUCGGCUUGACGGCGCCACGGACAUCGAACAGCGGCAGGUGCUGGUUGAGCGAUUUAAUUCGGAUAAGCGUCUGUUCUGUUUCAUACUGUCGACACGAUCCGGUGGUGUGGGACUCAAUCUGACGGGCGCCGACACUGUUGUCUUCUAUGACUCCGACUGGAAUCCCACAAUGGACGCACAGGCGCAGGAUCGCUGUCAUCGCAUCGGUCAGACCCGUGAUGUCCACAUUUAUCGUUUGGUCAGCGAACGCACUGUCGAAGAGAACAUUCUACGGAAAGCUAACCAAAAACGAAUGCUUGGCGAGUUGGCGAUCGAGGGCGGCAACUUCACCACGAGCUUCUUCCGAUCAAAUACGAUAACCGAUCUGUUCGAGGACCAGACAAUCGAAUGCACCACUGUCAAAAAAGAGGUAUCAGAAGAGGAGGAAACGCCGAUGACAAGUGCUGAAUUGCGUCGCGAACAGGAGGACUUUGAGAGAACUCUAAAUCAAGUAGAGGAAGAGGCGGAUGCAAAGGCAGCUAAACGGGCACGCGCUGAAGCGUCCGCGGAUUUAGCCGAGUUCGAUGAGGAAAUUGCCUAUCAGGAGAAUCGUAAUCUUGGAACAGAGGAGACUGAAGAGGAACGAGUACUAAUGAGCCAGUUGAAUAAUGUUGAAAAGUACGCGCUCCGAUUCCUCGAGACCCAGCACGACUUCGAGGAUCUUAAACAAGCAGAGGAGCAAGUCGAAGCUCAGAAACGUGAGUGGAUGCUGAAUCGACUCCAGAGCCAGAAGGAGCGCGAAGAGGCUAUGAAGGAAACGCCGCCACUGAUCAGCUAUAAGCGGCCGCACAGUCCACAAGAGGCAUUUUUGGGCCUACGGGAUAGCACAGUAGCCUUACCUCUUUGGGCACCGCCUACACCGCCGGCUGGAGACGAUGAUGUUUAUGUAGAUAAUGCCCAACUCUACCUCUAUGAUAGUGAGCAAAUGCCGGAGAAUGCUUUGCCACCUGUUUACGUACGUAAAAACGCUUCGAAGCGGUUGCGCACUGACUCCACGGCUUCAGGAACGCCGCUCCUUCGGCGGGGCGGGCUUAGCAAGGCUGGCAGAGCGGAAAGCCACGGCGGGCCAAAAUCUCUCUUCGACCGUCCAUCCGAUGUCCUUGUUAAGCUUCGAAAGGAAGCGAAAAUGCUCAAACUCAAACGUCAGCCGCCAACAUCCGGUCCGCUUAUGGCCCAAAGGACACAGGCGACUCAGCCGCCUAUAACUGGACCUGCGGGAAGUCCAACUCCUCCAGGCGCUCCUGCAACUCCAGGUCAACCUACCACUCCAGCAACUUCGACUGGCACUCCUAGAAGACAAGCUGAAACAACUGCUCCUGAGGGCAACCAGGUCGAGUGGACUAUCAGUGAGGACUGGGCUAUUCUCCAGGUUAUUCAACAUCUGCAGGAGUUGCCUAGUUCCCUGACAAUUCUUUCGCCUGGCCAUCUACCGAACUGGGACCUAGUAGCUGAUCUGUUAAACUCCUCCGUAGCACGGGUUUACCGCUCACCUAAACAGUGUCGAAAUCGGUUCGAGAACGUGCUGGCGCCGCGCGAAGAAGGCCGGCCAAACGCACCGAUUACGGCAUACGACAAGAAGUCUGUCAAGAAGGCUUUAAAACAGAAGACCGGACGUCUUAUUAAAACCGGCUCUCUAUUUGCCGCCGAUUCCAAUGCGUCGUUCAAUAACAUGUACACAAGCCGAUUCGAUGUUAUCAAGACCGUAUCCGUUCACCAUGCACCUGCUCUCAGGCCAGUCUUUGCCAACACCGCCCAACCAAAUGGCAGAAACACCAAACAUGCGGCGGUCAUGGCUGAACAUGGGGUGAAUUACGACAAUCCGCAGCAUCCGCAAACGCUGGCCAAACUUCGCGAAGAAAGAGUUCGCAAAGAGAAGGGCACUAAAGCCACAACCGCCGUGACUCAGCAGCAACAGCAACAAGUGCAGCACCAAGUACAACAACCAGCACAAGCACAACAACACCAACAAGCACAACAACAACCGCAGCAACAACAACAACAGCCACAGCAGCAGCAAUCACAGCAGUCACAACAGUCGCAUGUCCAGCAACAGGCCGGUGCCACAGCAAUGGUUUCGGCACCAGCCGUUGCUACCGCCCAGUUCACGACGUCAGGAGUAGUCGCGCGGGCAAUGCCGAAUGCAGGCGCAACGAUUCCGCAAAGCCAAAACAGCGCGACGACUACAACGGGAACAUCGAUCGUUACGUCGGCUACAUCGGUUGCUCACACAACGGUGCCUUCAGUUAUGGCCGUAGUGGGUGGGGUCGGUGGGGUAACCUCUGCGCAUCAAGUGACUCCGGCCACUGAGGCGCAGAAAAUCGUUACCAACGCUCAGCCCCAACCGAUUGUAGCGGUAAGAUCCUCGACUCCUAUUCGCACCACGCAGUUGAUGGCAGCCACGCCCGUCGUUUCGGUGACCUCACUAUCCCAAGCACAGCUGCAGGCAGCUGCACAACGCAGUAUGGCUAACCGUAGCGUGACGCCAAGUCAACAGCUGCAGUUCCAGGCGAUUAAACAUUCGACGUUGAUUCGACAGCAGGGCACAGGAGCAACGGUUCGCACCAGUGGCGAGCCGGGCGGUCAGAUGAAACGGAUUCAGCAGGUGGUCACGUCCCAGGCGAUCAAAGUCACGUCUCAGGUUGCCCCAGGCCAGCUGGUUACGCACACAACACAGGCAGGCGUUGCGAAGGUUGGCCCGCUCGGACAAAUCGUCGGACAGGUGGGUCAAACGGUUAAGACGGCGACAGGGGCUCGAACGGUUGUCAACGAGAGCGAGCUUACCCAGUUGUUAAAGCGCAACCAGACUGGCCAGCAAAAGAUUCUUGCCACAGGAGCUACACUCGUCAAACCUAGCGGGGUGCCUUUACCCGUGUCAGCGGUCACGGUCACAGGAAUCACGUUACCGGUGGCAGCCGCUACGGCCGCGGCCCAAGCAGCUAAGGGGGGCCCGUCGUCAAGCGGUGGCCAACAACGUAUUGUGUUCCAGCAGGUCAAGAAACAGCAGCAACUUCAACAAGGAACCACAUCAGGUGCCAAAACAGUCUCGUCAGGCGGGUUGCAAACGACUACAGUGCAAAUCGUCCACCAACAGCCGGGUACGUCAGGUAUUGGUGGGACGCAAACGCAGAGUUCGCAAGCAAUCAAGCCGGUCGCUGUAUCACAGAUCAUCAAGCACGUGCUGCCCAGUGGACAGCAGAGUAACUACGUGUUAACGACAACUAGCUCGGCCGGUAGCAGUACAGCGAGCAGUAUGGGCGCAAUGGGCGUGACUGGUAUGGGCGGAUCCGCCCACGCGCAAUCGGCACAAACGCAGCUGUUCACCGCGCUACAGCAGGGGGUCAAGUCUGGCGGUGUGGCUACGGUGACCUUGACGGCGCCCUCAUCGACGGGCGCGCCCACUCGCAUUCUCACGGUGCAAGGUCAACCAAAGGCAGUGCUCGGCAAACAGCACGGCACGGAGACUGCCGUCGUUCAGAUACCGAUGUCAUCGGUCGGCAGCGUCAAUCCGAUGGCCGUUCAGGCUGCGAUUCAGGUUGCCCGAGCCCAGCAAGCAGCCGUGGCCGCCGCCCAGGGUAAGGCGCCCCAAGGUUUACCGUACACGAUGCGAAUCCGUCAUUCGACGCCCCAGCAACAUCAAGCAGCUCAGCAGGUAGCCGCUGCACAGGCUGCUGCGCAACAGGCCCAACAUCACGCGGUAACGGCUACUACGGCGCAGGCCGUUGCCCAGGUGACGCAGGCUGCUCAGGCUACAUCCGUUCAAGCGGCGUCGUCCGCAACCAGUGGCAGCGUGAGUACCAGUAGUGGCGCCGCGGCCGGCCUCGUCACUAGCGUACACCAGACGUCAGCGGCUGGCGCCGGGGGAGGCGCCAGUACGGGAAAUACGAGCGGUGCUCAAGUCGUCACUCAUCAGGUUGUCACCACACAACAAGUGCAAGCUCAAACACAGAAUGUUCAAGCCGUGAGUCAAGCUAUUGUUGUACAGCAUCAAGCCGCGCAUCAAACGAUAGUUACGACAACAGCUGCGGCUCAGCAGCAGCAGCAACAUCAACAACAUCAGCUGGUCUCAACAGCGACAACAGCAACCACGUCGACCAGCAACAAUAGCGCACAGCCUCCACAAGGCUAGAUCAAGGACGGAGAGGCGACAAAAGGAGUGCACGCUGUGUGUAUGAGGCACUACGUAGUUAGAAUGAUCGAAUGAAAUCGAAUGAAGUUCUAACGUUAAUCAUUGAAAUAUCGACGAGUGCGAAUGGUAUAUAUGAAGAUGAAUUUAAAUAGGGCAAUAGUCCCUAAUCGAACGCAAACGCAGAAUUUUCCAGGUAUCUCAACCAAUCAAUCAAUCGGUAUUGUCGUCACCGGGUUGUCCUGACAGACGGUCCUGAUGCAGCUAGGCCCAGCUCAGAGCGUUAUUGAUAGACAUAAUUAAUUCAGCAUAGAGUGGUUGUAGGCCGCUGUAGGACGCGUGUCUGAGGAUAAUUGAUGGCAGAGGAAAUCGUUGUGGAAAACGAAACGAGACUUGUGCCCGUCUCCGUUGCCACAAUCCUAUAUAUGUAUAAUGAUAACAAUACUGUGAAUUGCUACUACACUAGAUUUAGGUAUUGAGAUGAUAUUGAGCUCGAUUAAGAUUUGUGUACUUUUAAUUGUAAUCGAUUGUUUCCAUUCGAUUGUUAAUAUUGAUCGUGGAAGUCGGCUUGGCUGAUGAAGCCGAUUAGAAUUCUAAGAGAAAAAUAAUCAUUAUCGUAAUGAUAAUAAAAAUAGUGAUAAUAGCUGACGACGAUUCAUAUGGAGACAAUUUGAAUGUGUGCGAGAUUGAUAGAGAAACAGUUGGCUUAGGCUGGACGUGGCAGUAAGAUGUGCAUCAUACAACGUAGGUGUGUACGCACUAUGCCCUUGAAUUAAUGAAAUGCGUAUCAGUAGGGCGGCCACUAGAAACACGGCACUGAGAUGGGGCAAUCACCACAAAAACUUCAUGCCCCACAGAAAGACUGUGUUACACUGCAAUUAGGUAAUUAUAAUGAUGAUAAUAAUAAUAAUAACAACAACAAAGUUCGUUAUGCGAUGAGUUAACUUGGUGAAUUUAUAAACGAUGGAAGAAAUAACGUCACAGGGGCAGUACAGUAAAAUAUACAGAAGUAUACAAACAUACAUUUUGACUAGGAAGUAGCACGAAAAUGUAAUACAUACGCUUUAGAUAAUACGACAGUGAUUAUAAUAACAGUAACUAUAACGGUAAGACUGCGAUCUAAGGAGUCGAAGAAAAAAGCAAAGCCGUUAAUUGACAGGCGCCACUCAAGCAAAGGGUGCCUUUAUUGUAGCGAUCCCUAUUGUGAAAGAUCGAUUAGCGAAGAAAAUACAACGAGUGCGAAUUAGGGGAGUUAAAGAUACUAAAGUGCGCAUGUGCGCCGCCGUAACCCCAACUAAUAUCGUCCUUGAUAUCGUGUAUGAGACUUUCCCCUUGCUUCAUAACAGAUAAACAGAAACACAACAAACAACAACUUGAAUAUAUAUAUAUAUAUAUAUAUAUAUAUAUAUAUAUAUAUAUAUAUAUAUAUAGGGGAGAUGAAGCGGUGACGAAUUCAAUAGGCAUAACUAUAGAUACAUCUAGUAAACAUUUGAAUAAGGUAAGGACAAGAACUCUGUAAUAUUAGAAAUGAUGUACAAAUAAAUAUGUUGUAAAGAGACGCAGAUUGAGAGGGACUGUGACCCGACUGUGAGUAAAAUGGAAACUAGAAACCGACCGAAUGGACAGAGAAGACAUAGAAAAUAUAGCGAACGUGUUGCCGAACGAAUAUUGAAUUCCUAACAAAUGCGUUAAAAAUG